CGAUUACGCCCCUUCAAGUCUGUCAAAAUUUGCUUGUAUAGCAUAUUAAUUUUACUGAUCGAUGGGUUAAAACUUACUGCAUUUCUAGAGAAAAUUCCUACGUUAAGUUACUUCUUGUGUCACGGUAAAUAAUAUUGAGAAAACGAAAAAAGUUACAUAUAUUAAUCGUUAUAAAACUACAAAAUGACUGAUUCAAAGUAUUUUACAACAACAAAGAAGGGUGAGAUAUUUGAGCUUAAAUCUGAGCUGAAUAGUGAUAAAAAAGAAAAGAAAAAGGAGGCGGUCAAAAAGGUGAUAGCUUCUAUGACUGUAGGCAAAGAUGUCUCAGCUUUAUUCCCAGAUGUUGUAAACUGUAUGCAAACCGACAAUUUAGAACUCAAGAAAUUAGUUUACUUGUACCUCAUGAACUACGCCAAGUCCCAGCCGGAUAUGGCCAUUAUGGCUGUUAAUACAUUCGUCAAGGAUUGUGAAGAUUCCAACCCUUUGAUUCGGGCGCUGGCUGUACGGACCAUGGGUUGCAUUCGAGUAGACAAGAUAACGGAGUAUUUAUGUGAACCCCUCCGCAAGUGUCUGAAGGAUGAGGAUCCAUAUGUUCGCAAGACGGCAGCCGUAUGUGUUGCUAAGCUUUAUGAUAUAUCACCCAGUAUGGUCGAGGAUCAGGGCUUUCUCGAUCAGCUGAAGGACUUAUUAAGUGAUUCCAACCCUAUGGUAGUCGCGAAUGCUGUAGCAGCUCUCUCGGAGAUCAACGAAGCGAGUGUUUCUGGACAUCCACUAGUUGAGAUGAACGCGCCCACCAUCAACAAGCUGCUGACGGCGCUGAACGAGUGCACGGAGUGGGGGCAGGUGUUCAUCCUGGACGCGCUGUCCAACUACUCCCCGCGGGACUCCCGCGAGGCGCACUCCAUCUGCGAGCGCAUCACGCCGCGCCUCGCGCACGCCAACGCCGCCGUCGUGCUCUCCGCCGUCAAGGUCCUCAUGAAGCUGAUGGAGAUGCUCUCCGACGAGACGGAGCUGGUGGGGACGCUGUCCCGGAAGCUGGCUCCGCCGCUGGUCACGUUGCUCAGUGCGGAGCCGGAGGUGCAGUAUGUAGCUCUCAGGAACAUCAACCUCGUAGUGCAGAAGCGACCGGAUAUCCUGAAACAUGAAAUGAAGGUAUUCUUUGUGAAAUACAACGACCCAAUUUACGUAAAGCUUGAGAAGUUGGACAUCAUGAUCAGAUUGGCAUCGCAAGCGAACAUCGCGCAAGUCUUGGGCGAGUUGAAGGAGUACGCGACCGAGGUCGACGUGGACUUCGUGAGGAAGGCCGUGAGGGCCAUCGGAAGAUGCGCUAUCAAGGUGGAGCCGUCAGCCGAGCGCUGUGUGUCAACGCUGCUGGAGCUCAUACAAACGAAAGUAAACUACGUCGUUCAAGAAGCGAUUGUUGUCAUCAAAGAUAUAUUCCGCAAAUACCCCAACAAGUAUGAGAGCAUCAUCAGUACACUGUGUGAGAAUUUGGACACGCUGGAUGAACCUGAAGCCAGGGCUUCUAUGGUAUGGAUUGUCGGCGAAUAUGCAGAACGUAUAGACAAUGCAGACGAACUGCUAGACUCGUUCUUAGAAGGCUUUCACGAUGAGAACGCACAGGUUCAGUUGCAGCUGUUGACGGCGGUGGUUAAGCUGUUCCUGAAGCGGCCGGCUGACACGCAGGAGCUGGUGCAGCACGUACUCAGUCUAGCCACGCAGGACUCGGACAAUCCCGACUUGCGUGACCGAGGCUUCAUCUACUGGCGGCUGCUGUCGACGGACCCUGCCGCGGCCAAGGAGGUGGUACUGGCCGACAAGCCCCUCAUCAGCGAAGAGACGGACCUGCUAGAGCCCACGCUGCUGGACGAGCUCAUCUGCCACAUCAGCUCGCUCGCCUCCGUCUACCACAAGCCGCCUACCGCCUUCGUCGAAGGUCGUGGUGCCGGGGUGCGCAAGUCUCUCCCUGCCCGGGGUACUGUUUCUGAAGACACGCAGCCUCAAUUACAAACAGUCAUACCCAAUCAGGAAUCUCUCAUCGGCGACUUGUUGUCGAUGGAUAUCGGCGGGCCCCCCGCGCCCGCCGCCCCCGCCGCGCCCGCCUCCAACCUCGACCUGCUCGCGGGGGGACUCGACGUGCUCCUGGGCGGACCUGAACCAGCAGCGACCGCGGCUACGGCUACCGGCAGCGCGACCGGAUUACUCGGAGAUAUCUUCGGUGCAGUUCCACCAGCCUCCUACGUACCUCCCAAACAGUGUUGGCUUCCGGCAGACAAAGGAAAAGGUUUGGAGAUUUGGGGAACUUUUACCCGACAAAACGGCCAGAUGCGGAUGGAGAUGACGUUCACCAACAAAGCCAUGCAGGCCAUGAGCGGGUUCGCCAUACAGCUCAACAAGAACAGCUUCGGCGUGUUCCCGGGCGGCGCGCUGGCGGUGGGCGCGCUGGCGCCGGGCGCCUCCGCCGACGCGCCGCUGGCGCUGGCCGCCGCCGGGCCCGUGCAGCGCAUGGACCCGCUCAACAACCUGCAGGUUGCGGUGAAAAACAAUAUCGACGUGUUCUAUUUCGCCUGUCUCAUUCCGGCUCACAUACUCUUCACCGAGGACGGUCAGCUCGAUAAGCGCGUCUUCCUGACCACGUGGAAGGAGAUCCCCGCGGCUAAUGAAGUCCAGCAUACGAUUUCCAACGUGCUCGGCACCGCGGACUCUAUCGCUCAGAAGAUGACACUCAACAACAUCUUCACAAUCGCAAAGAGGAACGUCGAGGGACAGGAUAUGUUGUAUCAGUCGCUUAAACUCACGAACAACAUAUGGGUUCUUCUAGAGUUGAAAUUGCAACCCGGCAACCCAGAAGCCACUCUCAGCCUCAAGUCCCGCACGGUAGAGGUCGCCACAUGCAUAUUCCAAGCGUACGAAGCUAUCAUUAAAUCGUAAUCUCUCUUGUGUAGCGCUGCUUUUAUAUGUAUAUGUUGGUCGAAGAUCAUGUUACUACUGAUUAAGAAGUUACUCAUCAUGAAGUAUUCUUUUGUAAGGUAUUAUGAAAGACUUUAUAUGACUGUAAAUUCCGCUAGUUGUAUAAAUGUUUAUUUAAAACUUAGAUAUGUAUCGUAGAUCCUUGGAGUUUUAUUUGAUAGCUCCGGACUUUAAACACUAUUAUUAAGAAUUAAAAUAUUUUAAAUAAAUUUAUGUUAAUAUUC
Messenger RNA from Vanessa atalanta (red admiral), 3194 nucleotides. It is a transcript of the gene AP-1-2beta, whose product is annotated as AP-1 complex subunit beta-1. Gene Ontology annotation, molecular function: clathrin binding. Lineage: Eukaryota; Metazoa; Arthropoda; Insecta; Lepidoptera; Nymphalidae. The transcript has 18 exons. The coding region runs from base 184 to 2931 and encodes 915 amino acids. Gene Ontology annotation, biological process: intracellular protein transport; vesicle-mediated transport. The record is from RefSeq and is a predicted model, not a curated record. Gene Ontology annotation, cellular component: clathrin adaptor complex; membrane coat.